AUAUUUAACCGCAACACUACCAAUCGAACACACUAACAAACCAACAUUAUUUAAAAAGUGCAAUUUUGAUUGGAUGCUGUUAAUCCAAUAGAAUACAAUAAUAAACAAAACAUCCACUCCAAUUCACACUAACAUUCCAAAAAUCGUAUCAUUCCCUUCUUCACACUUUGUCCCCCAAACCCCAUAACAAAACCCUCCUCCCUAAGCAACUCACUCAUUCCCUCACACACCCCUCUUCUCUCACCCUCUCUUCUCCCAAAAUCACAUCGAUCUACAAACAAUGAACGCCGAGGUGGAAGGCUGCGGUGUCGAACCACGGCACGAGCCAGAAAAUCUACCGUGCCCACGUUGCGACUCAACCAACACAAAAUUCUGUUACUACAAUAACUACAACUUAUCUCAACCUCGCUACUUUUGCAAGUCUUGCCGCCGCUUUUGGACUCGCGGUGGUACUCUCCGCAAUGUCCCUGUUGGCGGCGGCACUCGUAAGAAGUCCAAGCGUUCUCGCUCCUCCUCCUCGUCUUCCUCCUCAUUUCCACUCUCUUCCGCGCCCGCGGGUAUCAAAACGGCGGAAAUGAUUUCGCAGCUACGGAACAAUGAUGACUUGGAAUUGGACUUGAAUGAUGAAACGAGUUUCACUUCUUUACUCACUACCACUGCUACCACUACUAAUAAUAAUGCUAAUCAUGUAAAUGGUGGAAUGUUUACGGGAUUGCCCGGGUACGGGCUCGGGCUCGGGUUUGAUAUUGGGUCAUCUGGAUUUGCUGAUAUCGGUUUCGGGUUUGGAGGAUCCAUGAGUAUGAGGGAUGAGAAUCAUGUUAUGGGUCAGAAUGACGGUACCAACACGUGGCAGUUUGUUAAUGGAGAUGGAAUGGACGGUUCCGAUUGCUUUGGUUGGUCUGACCUGACAAUAUCAACGUCUGGUAAAGGUUUAGAGUGAAAGUUUUUUUUUACUGUGUCUUUUACCUUCCCUAGGAUGAUAAACUUUUUUACCCUCGAAAUGUGUUAUUUCAGUUUCCAAUUGGUAGUUUUAUUGGGGUGUUAUGAGCAUAAGAUAUCUUUGUAGAGGAUGUUCCCUAAACUUGGGUCAAUGUGUGUAUGGUUUAGUGUUUAGAGAGUGGAUAAUGCUUGUUUUUGUGGAUAAUAGUAUCCUAAUAUUUCUCAA
Molecule: messenger RNA, 1165 nt
Organism: Chenopodium quinoa (quinoa)
Lineage: Eukaryota; Viridiplantae; Streptophyta; Magnoliopsida; Caryophyllales; Amaranthaceae
Product: dof zinc finger protein DOF3.4-like
Exons: 1
Coding region: 281-940 (219 amino acids)
Biological process (GO): regulation of DNA-templated transcription
Molecular function (GO): DNA-binding transcription factor activity; DNA binding
Source: RefSeq, a predicted model, not a curated record